AUGAGCUUGGUCUACAUUCAACCCAAAGAUGGCCAGUAUAGAGAAAAGAAGAAGGAGAGGCAGAUCAUUCCAUGGGGGCCAGCAACACUUCUCUCUGGAGUGGGUGGAGAUGGCUGCAAACUGGAGAUUGAUUCUUUGGUUGAAGUGACUCUGGAAGGAGAUGUCUGCUAUGGUGUGAUCAAGUGGAUUGGGCAAGCUCCUGAGGAUGCAGACCCUUCUCUGAGGAGAAAAGUUCUUGCUGGCCUUGAAAUGGAAGAAGAGAUGGAGACUCUCACAGAUGGUACUCUGAAUGGAAAAAGGUAUUUCUCAUGUCCACCAUUGAAAGGACUCUUCUUGCCCCUCACCAAGUGUCGCAAAGAUCAACGAUUCUUUGAGAAGUCAUCAGCCUUAGAUGGCAUUCAUGCCCUAUCCCCAGCAGGAUGUGAAGUUGACCGGGAGGAAGUAGUCAGGGGUGCUAUAGAGCCCUGCACUGAUUUGAGGGUAAUGUGUAGUAGAUAUCGAGGCAUUCAGGGUCAUCUCAAUUCUUGCUACCUUGAUGCCACACUCUUUGCAAUGUUUAGCUUCUCUUCAGCAUUUGAUGGGAUACUAUUUCGGCCUCGAGAAGAUGCUGACAUUCCACAGUAUGAAGCUGUUCAAGGUGUAUUGAGAGAUGAAAUAGUGAAUCCAUUGCGAAGAAACUUAUAUGUCAAAGCUAGUCAUGUGAUGAAGCUUCGCACACUCCUUGAUCGGUUGAGCACUGUAGCUGGACUCACAUCAGAGGAGAAGGAUCCAGAAGAAUUCCUCCAAUCUCUUCUGGCACAGACUUUGAACACAGAGCCCCUGAUCAAGCUUGCAAAUGGUCAAAAGUCUUUCCUCUAUCAGCUCAUCCCUGACAAAGAUGAACGCUUAGUCCUUCCCACAGUCCAGCAGUUAUUUGACCAAUCUUGCCUUGGCACAUCCAUCAAGUUCCUUGAGGUACCACCCUGUCUGAUCAUCCAAUUGCCAAGAUGUGGAAAGCAGUAUAAGAUGUACCCACGCAUCCAACCUUCCUUAGUGUUGGAUAUCACUGAUAUAUUGGAGAAUGUCCCUCGAUCAUGUCACUGUUGCGGUCAUGUGGCUGAAGAGGACUCAAAUUCACUGCCCGUCCCAAGAGCCCACAUGGAAUUGUUUGCUGUUGUUUGUAUUCACACAUCUCAUUAUGUAGCCUUUGUGAAAGGAGGAAGUGGUGCUGAUGCUCCAUGGUGUUUCUUUGACUCCAUGGCUGAUAGAGAAGGUGGUGAAACAGGUCACAAUAUUCCAGAGGUGGUGGAGCAUUCUGAUAUUGCCUACUGGUUAUCUGACAGCUGCACUCAGCAGGUACUCAGUGUCAAGGAAGAUAAGCGACUCCCUGAGCAUGUCAGACGGUUACUGUGUGAUGGAUACAUGUGCUUCUAUCAGAGUCAUGAUGUUCUCAUGUAUAGAGACAUCAAAGAAGAACCCUACAAGAAGGUCUAU
Darwinula stevensoni is the source of this 1473-nucleotide messenger RNA. The record is from the annotation of a GenBank genome assembly. Lineage: Eukaryota; Metazoa; Arthropoda; Ostracoda; Podocopida; Darwinulidae.